AUGGCCCCCAAGCGCGCCGCGAAGAAGCCGGCGCCCCCGCCACCGCCUCCGGCUGCCUCCUCCGAGGAGGAGGACUCCCGCUCGCGCUCCGAGGAGGAGGAGGACGAAGACGCCGAGUCCCCUCCCCCCGCCCCCACCCCGGCCCCCAAGAGCACGCCGGCGCCCCCGCAGGAGGGAGAGGAGGAGGAGGAGGAGGAGUCUGAAGAGGAAGACGAGGAGGAGGAGUCUGAUGAGGAGCCCGCCCGCGCGUCCCCGGCCCCCGCCGCCACCCCCAAGAACAAGCCUCCGCCGCCGCAACAGGGAGGUGACUCCGACUCUUCCGACGAGGAGGAGGAAGAGGAGCCCACCAAGACGGCCCCUCGCUCCGCUCCCAAGAAGCAGCCCCCACCGCCCCCGCCGCGGCAGGGCGAGGAAUCGGACGCCUCCGACGAGGAAGAAGAGGAGGGUGAGUCCGAGGAGGAGGCGCCGCCGCCGCCGAAGCUUGCUCCAAAGCAGGCGCCAGAGGGCCGGAAGCCCCAGGCAGCGGCCGAGACCAAGAAGCCUGCCGCUUUCAGCCGCAUCUGGUCCACCGACGACGAGGUGCGUAUCCUCGAGGCCCUCGCGGAUCACCAAAAGCAGCACGGCACGCUGCCGCAGCCCGACGCCCUCGUCGACGCCCUUGCAGGGAAGCUCGACAACCGGGCCUACGGCAGCAAGGAGCUCCAGGGGAAGGUCCUGGCCCUCAGGCGUCGGUACCUCGCGCUCAGCAAGAAGGGCGAGCUCCCGAGCAAGGAGCAUGACCGCCGGGUGCUGGAACUUUCCAAGAUGGUCUGGGAAGGCGGCGACAUGGUCACCGCCGCAGCUGCCUCUGCCAAGUCUGCGAAGGCGGCAAAUGGCCAGGAGCCAAAGGGGUUCGAGGAGAUGUGCGAUCUGUAUCCGUACCUAGCGGAGCAUGUGAAGGAGCUGGAUGCGGCGAACCCGGGCAUUUUCAAGAGGCAGUUCGGGAUGAUGGACGAGGAUAAGGCGCGCGCCAUGGACGAGAAGAUCAAGAGGCAGCGGGUGGCGCAGAUGAAGGUGGAGCUGCGCCGCCAUGACCUGGUAAGGGAGGUGACCAAGGCCAUCAUCGACUUGGUCGACUGA
Triticum turgidum subsp. durum (durum wheat) is the source of this 1119-nucleotide messenger RNA. NCBI's taxonomy places the organism in Eukaryota, Viridiplantae, Streptophyta, Magnoliopsida, Poales, Poaceae. The record is from the annotation of a GenBank genome assembly.